This is a messenger RNA of Lontra canadensis (Northern American river otter), 1300 nucleotides long. RefSeq names its product platelet activating factor acetylhydrolase 1b catalytic subunit 2 (gene PAFAH1B2). Lineage: Eukaryota; Metazoa; Chordata; Mammalia; Carnivora; Mustelidae. The record is from RefSeq and is a predicted model, not a curated record. The transcript is spliced from 6 exons. Bases 166 to 855 code for a protein of 229 amino acids.
GCUUGAGUGGCAGGGGAACCGGAAGUGGGGGCGCUGCCGCUGGUGUUGGGGCCCGAGGAGGGACGCGCCGGAGUGGGGCCGCCGGGACUGAGCGAGCGACAGACGCGCCACCCGCCGACGCCGCAGCCGCUUGGGGCCCGCACGGACCCUCUGCCUGAGUAUAGAAUGAGCCAAGGAGACUCAAACCCAGCAGCUAUCCCACAUGCGGCAGAAGAUAUUCAAGGAGAUGACAGGUGGAUGUCUCAGCACAACAGAUUUGUCCUGGACUGUAAAGACAAAGAGCCUGAUGUGCUGUUUGUCGGGGAUUCCAUGGUGCAGUUAAUGCAGCAGUACGAGAUAUGGCGAGAGCUUUUUUCCCCACUUCAUGCACUGAAUUUUGGAAUUGGGGGAGAUACAACAAGACAUGUUUUGUGGAGACUAAAGAAUGGAGAACUGGAGAAUAUUAAACCUAAGGUCAUUGUGGUCUGGGUAGGAACAAACAACCAUGAAAAUACGGCAGAAGAAGUAGCAGGUGGAAUCGAGGCCAUCGUCCAACUUAUUAAUACAAGGCAGCCGCAGGCCAAAAUCAUUGUAUUGGGUUUGUUACCUCGAGGUGAGAAGCCCAACCCGUUGAGGCAAAAGAAUGCCAAGGUGAACCAGCUCCUCAAGGUUUCCCUGCCGAAGCUCGCCAACGUCCAGCUCCUGGACACAGACGGGGGCUUCGUGCACUCGGACGGUGCCAUCUCCUGCCACGACAUGUUUGAUUUUCUGCACCUCACAGGAGGGGGCUACGCCAAGGUCUGCAAACCCCUGCAUGAACUGAUCAUGCAGUUACUGGAGGAGACCCCGGAGGAGAAGCAAGCCACCAUCGCCUGACUGGCUCCCAUCAGUGUCGCUCGCACCCCAGCUUCCUCAGAUCAGUUAUGUCACUGGCACUACAGAAUCCUUCUCUUUCCUAAGGCACUUUGCAUUGUAGAAUGUUCCCGGAUGCUCAUAUCUAGUGUUUGAAGGGGAGGAGGGAUUUAAACCGGUCCUGUACAUAGAAGGUUGGUUUGACACGGGAGACAAAUUAGCCAAGGAAGAUUGUCGUCUAAAUUCAUUUGAAACCAGAAGGGGACUUUUUUAGUUGUAUGUGUGACCUACUCAUUGAAUCAUCACAGUUUUUCCUAGGACAACAUCCAGCCUAAGGACUGAACAAAAUGAAGAUUUUUUUUUCUUGGCUUUUCUUUCUAUGGAUUAUGUCAUAUAGAGUAACGAUCAGGAUCAUACCGACUUGGCUUUGAAACAGAUGUCUUUUCCAGUUUUUAAAGUUCAUAAUUUA